UCACGAGAUAGGGGAAUACGACGCCGAGUAGGACAGCGAAGAAAGCUUCAUUCGGUAUUAUUUUUUCAGAGGCUUUGAGUACAAAGAAAUAAUUUUGCUCCUAUUGAAAAACCAUGGCAUUGAAAUGAGCCUUAGAACUUUGAAAAGUCGAAUCAAGAGUUACGGUCUUAGGAGACAACAACCAGAAUACAAUAUCGAUCAGGUCAGAGCAUCUGUCCAAACUAUUAUUGACGGCCAUGGAUCUUUACAAGGAUACAGGUUGGUGUGGCACAUACUACAGCUAAGAGGCACCAGAUAACCGCGCAUCGUUGUAAAGGAACUUCUUCGAGAGAUGGACCCGGAAGGCUCGGAUUUAAGAAAAGCACACCGCCUAAGGAGAAGGAUUUAUCAAAACCCAGGUCCAAACUACUCAAGGAGCUGUUACAACCCCUAAGGAUAAUAACUCAAGCUACCAAGCAGUAGAAUAUGCUGGGAUUGGAAGCAUGAUAGGAUUCUGGACUAAAAUAAAGGAUAUGUGUUUGAAAGGGAAAGAGAGGAGAGAGAUUGAAGAAAGUUGGCGCUAUUCUUUGGAGAUGAGAUUGAAAGAGAAUAUCAUAGGACAAGAAGGAGCCAUUCUCACAGUUGCUGCAGCAAUUCGUAGAAGAGAAAAUGGUUGGUAUGAUGAAGAACAUCCCCUUGUGUUUCUCUUUCUUGGAUCUUCAGGGAUUGGAAAAACAGAGCUUGCCAAACAAGUGGCUCGUUAUCUUCAUAAAGACAACAAGAAGUGUUUGGUAAGACUGGACAUGUCUGAAUACCAAGAAAAGCAUGAGGUUGCGAAAAUGAUCGGUGCACCACCAGGUUACAUUGGACACGAUCAAGGCGGACAAUUGACAAAGGAACUCAUUAAGUGUCCAAACGCUGUAGUGUUAUUUGACGAGGUGGAGAAGGCCCACCCAGACGUUUUAACAGUCAUGCUCCAAUUGUUUGACGAGGGUCGUUUGACGGACGGACAAGGGAAGACAAUUGUAUGCAAAGAUGCCAUUUUUGUGAUGACGUCAAACCUUGCUAGUGAAGAAAUAGCAAAUCAUGCAUUGGAUCUGAGAAAAGAAGCAAAACUAGCUGCUGAACAAAGACAAGAAGGUGAUGAAGUAAGUGAAAAGGUUACUAUAUCAAGAAAGUUUAAAGAAAGAGUGGUCCAGCCUAUUCUGAAGAGUCACUUCGGACGAGACGAAUUCCUGGGUCGCAUCAAUGAGAUUGUGUACUUCCUGCCAUUUUCACACCCAGAGCGUUUAAGUUUAGUGACAAAAGAGCUGGAUUACUGGUCAAAAAUGGCGUUGAAUCGACACGAUAUCCACAUGACUUGGGAUAAAGAAGUCUUGAAUGUACUGGCUGAUGGCUACGACGUACAUUACGGUGCGAGGUCAAUCAAACACGAAGUUGAAAGAAGAGUUGUCAAUCAACUUGCUGAUGCGCAUGAGCAAGAGUUGAUAAGUCGCGGAUGCACCGUUCACUUAACAGUGAGCUACCCCAAAGAUAAAACUGGACAGAACUCAGAGGAAGUAGCUCCUACCAUCAAACUGCAGCUCGUUAAGGAAGGAAAAAAGAAAGUUGACAUUAAUGUUGGAAAUCAUUUCGUUCCUGAAGAUAAACUGUUCGUUUGAAGAAGAGAAAGCGAGCAACUAACGACCCAGGAACGGAAAUGAAUUUAAAGACACUUGGUCUUGAGGAUUCACACGUUAAGUGUAUAAUGUUCAUGGAGAGCAUGUUGGCUGAAUUUUUAGUGCAGAGCCUCAUAAUGGUGCGCCAGGUGCGCCUACGGUGUUAUACAUGCGUGACAUUUUUCGGACGUUACAUGUACGAGUAAGUGAUCCGUUUGAGGGUCACCGAGUUAGUGCAAAUAUUUGACCCCUCAAUAUCACGUAGUGUCUCUAGUCUACAGAGGUCUUAGAAGACUUCAUUACAUGGAUUUACCUUUUGCGGGUAGAAGGUUAAAAGCGAAUUUCUCGGGCGUAAUUGCCUUUGAUUUCUCAAUUGAUGUUGUCGCAAAUACAGUUUUAAGGAGUCACGAAACAAAAAAACUUAUCAGGACCUAUUUUCAUGUUCUAAUGGAAAUAAAUAGCAAAUAAUAACACAUUCUCUUGAGAAAUAAAGUUAUAAAUAACUGGGGUUCUUUGAAACAAAUGGUGAUAGAAAAGAUUUCAGUUCUGGUCAAUAUUGACUUU
Pocillopora verrucosa is the source of this 2201-nucleotide messenger RNA. NCBI's taxonomy places the organism in Eukaryota, Metazoa, Cnidaria, Anthozoa, Scleractinia, Pocilloporidae. The record is from RefSeq and is a predicted model, not a curated record.